CUCUGUCCGGGGCAGCAACAUAUGCCGGGCAGUCCCCAUUCCACUCUGCAGCCUGUUUUGACUACUGCAAGCUCCGAUUCCAACUCCAAUUCCAAUUCUCAGCAAUCGUCUUUGACCACUCUCCACUCGCAGUCUGUUUUGAAGGCUGAACAGCCUAUCAUCACAGUCGAGCAGACCAUUACCAAGGUCCCGCAGUCUAUUGUGAAUGAGCGGUCAUUUGAAUCUUCUCUUUCCAACUCCCAGCAAUCUCUGUCCGGGGCAGCAACAUCUGUUACAAAGUCUGAUCAAUCUGUUCUAAAUGGCGGGCAGACACUCGUAGUAUCUAAUCCAGUGACCGGAAGCCUCUAUUCCAAGUCUCUGCAGCCUGUUUUGACGACCGGAAGCUCCGAUUCCAUGAUUCAGCAGUCAGUUUUGACGACUGCAAGCUCCGAUUCCAGGUCUCAGCAAUCGUCUUUGACGACUGUCCACUCGCAGUCUGUUCUGGAGGUCGAGCAGCCUAUCACCGAGUUCGAGCAGUCUGCCUUCAAGGCCGAGCAACACCUGUCCAAGGCAGAACAAUAUGCUGCCAAGUCUGAGACAAAGGUGCAGCGGGUUGUUUCAAAGACACUAGGGAUCGCCACGGCUGAGCUCCUUGCUAUCACCAACACCACCCGUAGUGCAUCAAUCAGAGGGGAUUUGUCUACCGCUGAAAGGAUUCUUACUCUGGAGAUUGCCACCGACGCCAAGAACUUCGCCUCCUAUGCCAAUCGCUCUUUCAUUCUGGCACGCAAACUCGACUGGGACAAUGCGCUUCAUGAUGCGACCAAGUCCCUUGUCAUAAGGACAUCGUUCGCUGGCUAUAUCGCCAAAGGUAUCGCUCUCUGUGGAAAGCAGCGCCUCGAUGACGCGAGGACAGCCUUUGACUUGGCAUUCACGUUUACACAGGGAAAUACGGAUGUCACUAUUUUCCUUUACUUGAUCAAGGCUAUUGCGCUCUUCAAUGCUAAUAGACAUGAAGAGGCAAUGCUGCGUGUGGACCAGCUGGCUGCUGACCCUUCUGCCGAUCCCAUCGCUUGUGGUAUAGUAGUGGCGAGUCUGCGACUCCAACUAGGAAUCAUUGCCUUCAACGGCGCGCGUCAUAAUGAGGCGGUUGAGCACUUCAGUGCCGCUGUCGAUGCUAGCGCUGUCUUGGCUAAAUCCCUCGUUCCUACUGCCUUGGAGGCCUUCACUGUGCUCUUCGGAUGGGACAUCGCAGCAUUGUGGCCAACCUCCAACAAGAGACUGAUACGUGCGCUCCUUAGGGCUGGCAGGCUUGGAGAAGCUUUCGAAUCGUACCGUUUCGCGAUGGACGCUAGUGCUGAAAUUACGCAGACCAACUUACGUUCUUGGGCCUUGAGUGAGUCUUUUCAAUGACUCUCUCGUUGUGAUAAAUGGCGUAGUAUGUCUUCC
Messenger RNA from Suillus fuscotomentosus, 1428 nucleotides. RefSeq lists its product as uncharacterized. Gene Ontology annotation, molecular function: protein binding. Bases 22 to 1392 code for a protein of 456 amino acids. The transcript is spliced from 12 exons. Lineage: Eukaryota; Fungi; Basidiomycota; Agaricomycetes; Boletales; Suillaceae. The record is from RefSeq and is a predicted model, not a curated record.